ACGGGAUCUUCCCAUAGCUCUGUUCUGCAGGUAGGGAGUGGGCUGAGGAGUGGCGUGUGGUUCUCCGGAAGCUCGUCCCAGGCCCUCUGUGUGACUCCGGUGCAAGGGGAGGUCUCCGAUAUGUUCUCUGUAUUGGAGGGAAGGUUGCAAGAGGAAGAAAGAGAAUCCUAAAAAGUCUAGACUGGUGAUUCUGGAUGCUGCAAGAAAAGUCUAGUUUCUCGUGUUCUUUUCCCCAUCUCAGUCAUCUGAGGCCACUGCCAUUUCCCAAGAGAAGAGCAAGGAGGGAGAAAGAAUGGCUGUUGGGCUUCUUAAAGCCGUGUACCAGGAGUUGGUGACCUUCAGAGAUGUGGCUGUAGACUUCUCCCAAGAAGAAUGGGAUUGUCUGGAUUCUUCUCAAAGACACCUGUAUAGUAAUGUGAUGCUGGAGAACUACAGGAUCUUAGUAUCACUGGGACUUUGCUUUUCCAAACCAAGUGUGAUAUUAUUGUUGGAACAAGGAAAAGCACCCUGGAUGGUGAAGAGAGAGCUGACAAAAGGCUUGUGCUCAGGCUGGGAGCCUAUAUGUGAGACUGAAGAAUUAACCCCAAAGCAGGACUUUUAUGAAGAACAUCAAUCCCAGAAGAUAAUAGAAACACUUACAAGCUAUAACCUUGAAUACUGUAGUUUGAGAGAAGAGUGGAAAUGUGAGGGCUAUUUUGAAAGGCAACCAGGGAAUCAGAAGGCGUGUUUCAAGGAAGAGAUAAUCACUCAUGAAGAACCCCUUGUUGAUGAAAGAGAACAAGAAUAUAAAUCUUGGGGAAGUUUUCAUCAGAACCCACUGCUUUGUACACAAAAGAUAAUCCCCAAAGAGGAGAAAGUACAUAAACAUGACACACAAAAGAGAAGCUUUAAAAAAAAUUUAAUGGCUAUUAAGCCCAAGAGUGUCUGUGCAGAGAAGAAACUUUUGAAAUGUAAUGACUGUGAAAAAGUCUUCAGCCAGAGUUCAUCCCUUACUCUUCAUCAAAGAAUUCAUACUGGAGAGAAACCCUAUAAAUGUAUAGAGUGUGGAAAAGCCUUCAGCCAGAGAUCAAAUCUUGUUCAGCAUCAGAGGAUUCACACUGGAGAAAAACCCUAUGAAUGUAAGGAAUGUAGAAAAGCUUUCAGUCAGAAUGCACAUCUAGUUCAACAUCUGCGAGUUCAUACUGGAGAAAAACCUUAUGAAUGUAAGGUAUGUCGAAAAGCCUUCAGUCAGUUUGCCUACCUUGCUCAACACCAGAGAGUUCAUACAGGAGAGAAACCCUAUGAAUGUAUCGAAUGUGGGAAAGCUUUUAGCAACAGAUCAUCCAUUGCUCAACACCAGAGAGUUCAUACAGGAGAGAAACCCUAUGAAUGUAACGUCUGUGGGAAAGCAUUUAGCCUUCGUGCAUACCUUACUGUACAUCAGAGAAUACAUACUGGAGAGAGACCCUAUGAAUGUAAGGAAUGUGGGAAGGCCUUCAGCCAGAAUUCACACCUUGCUCAACAUCAGAGAAUUCAUACUGGAGAAAAGCCUUAUAAGUGUCAGGAAUGUAGGAAAGCAUUCAGCCAGAUUGCCUACCUUGCUCAGCAUCAAAGAGUUCAUACUGGAGAGAAACCCUAUGAAUGUAUCGAAUGUGGGAAGGCUUUUAGCAAUGACUCGUCCCUUACUCAACAUCAGCGAGUUCAUACUGGAGAGAAACCUUACGAAUGUACUGUUUGUGGAAAGGCUUUUAGUUACUGUGGAUCCCUUGCCCAACAUCAGAGAAUUCAUACUGGAGAGAGACCCUAUGAAUGUAAUGACUGUGGGAAAGCCUUUUCACAUAAGUCAACCCUCAUCAAACACCAGAGAAUUCACACUGGGGUAAGACCCUUUGAAUGUUUCUUUUGUGGGAAAGCCUUUACCCAGAAGUCACACCGCACAGAACAUCAGAGAACACACACAGGAGAGAGACCCUUUGUCUGCAGUGAAUGCGGGAAAUCAUUUGGUGAGAAGUCAUACCUCAAUGUACAUCGAAAAAUGCACACGGGAGAAAGACCCUAUCAUUGCAGAGAAUGUGGAAAAUCCUUCAGCCAGAAGUCCUGCCUCAAUAAACAUUGGAGAACUCACACAGGAGAGAAGCCCUAUGGGUGCAAUGAAUGUGGGAAAGCUUUCUACCAGAAGCCAAACCUCAGCAGACAUCAGAAAAUUCAUGCUCGGAAGAAUGCCUACAGGAAUGAAAACUUAAUAAUUGUGGGAAAUACUUGAGCAAAAGAUCUGGUUUCACGUGUCCUGGACACUAAAUCCCAAGGUCUUCAUUAUUUCAAUGUUUGGAAAGAAGACUGCUUCCCUGAGUUGCCAUGUCAUCCAUGUAAGAAAAUAAAUGGCCACGUGGAAUCUACGUUUUUCAAGAUUUGCCUCCAUGUAAGACUGCCUGAUCCAGAAUGAGAAAGGAGACAUAACCACAGAUAUCAAUAUGACUUUUUAAGUGAUAAAAAGAUAACUCAUACAAUUUUAAUCAACAUAUUUUUUAAACAGAGGAGGCGGAUGCUUUUCUAAUAAACUUUAAAUUAUGAAAACUGCAAUAAGAAGUAGAAAAUUUGGUAGAAUAAUUACCAUUGAAAAACUCAGAAAAAGCUAUUAAAGAUCUAUAAUGGGAAAAUGCUCCAGGCUCAGAAGAGUUCAUGCUUAGUUCUAUCUAUCUUUUAAAGAAAGAGUAAUACCAGUGUUAUUUAUUAUAUGGAUAUAAUAUAAUCCAUAAACUAUACUCCUCAUUUAUUUUAUUAAGUCAGAAUAAGUUUUAACACCAAAAUCAAAUACAGAUAGUUGAAAAAAAAGAAAACUUCUGCCAGGUGCGGUGGCUCACGCCUGUAACCCCAGCACUUUGGGAGGCUGAGGCAGGUGGA
Molecule: messenger RNA, 2880 nt
Organism: Rhinopithecus roxellana (golden snub-nosed monkey)
Lineage: Eukaryota; Metazoa; Chordata; Mammalia; Primates; Cercopithecidae
Gene: ZNF570
Product: zinc finger protein 570
Exons: 7
Coding region: 293-2242 (649 amino acids)
Biological process (GO): central nervous system development; negative regulation of transcription by RNA polymerase II
Cellular component (GO): transcription regulator complex; PcG protein complex; nucleus
Molecular function (GO): DNA-binding transcription repressor activity, RNA polymerase II-specific; RNA polymerase II cis-regulatory region sequence-specific DNA binding
Source: RefSeq, a predicted model, not a curated record